This is a messenger RNA of Neomonachus schauinslandi (Hawaiian monk seal), 745 nucleotides long. It is a transcript of the gene SSPN, whose product is annotated as sarcospan. Lineage: Eukaryota; Metazoa; Chordata; Mammalia; Carnivora; Phocidae. Bases 1 to 729 code for a protein of 242 amino acids. The transcript is spliced from 3 exons. The record is from RefSeq and is a predicted model, not a curated record. Gene Ontology annotation, cellular component: sarcolemma; dystrophin-associated glycoprotein complex.
AUGGGCAAGGACAAGCAGCCCCGCGGCCAGCACAGGCAGGGGGGGCCGGCCGCGGACGCCGCCGGGCCCGACGACAUGGGGCCGAAGACGGGCAAACGGGCCCCCAAGGAGUGCGGGGAGGAGGAGGCCCGGACGUGCUGCGGCUGCCGGUUCCCGCUGCUGCUCGCGCUGCUGCAGCUGGCCCUGGGCAUCGCCGUGACCGUGGUGGGCUUUCUCAUGGCGAGCAUCAGCUCCUCCCUGCUAGUCAGAGACACUCCAUUUUGGGCUGGGAUCAUUGUCUGCUUAGUGGCCUAUCUUGGUUUGUUUAUGCUUUGUGUCUCAUAUCAAGUUGACGAACGGACAUGUAUCCAGUUUGCUAUGAAACUCUUGUAUUUCCUGCUGAGUGCUGGGGGCUUGACGGUCUGCGUGCUGGCCGUGGCCUUUGCCGCCCACCACUAUUCGCAGCUCACCCAGUUUUCCUGCGGGUCGGCUCUCGACGCCUGCCACUGCAAGCUGCCCUCCGAGGAGCCCCUCAGCCGGACCUUUGUGUACAGGGAUGUGACCGACUGUACCAGCAUCACGGGCACGUUCAAACUGUUUUUACUCACCCAGAUGAUUCUUAACUUGCUCUGCGGCCUCGUGUGCUUGCUGGCCUGCUUCGUGAUGUGGAAACACAGGUACCAGGUUUUUUACGUCGGUGUCAGAAUGUGCUCCCUCACGGCUUCCGAAGGCCGGCAGCAAAAGGUCUAGCGUUCUUGCUCGAAGG